This is a messenger RNA of Globicephala melas (long-finned pilot whale), 3823 nucleotides long. Its product is annotated as zinc finger protein 709-like. Lineage: Eukaryota; Metazoa; Chordata; Mammalia; Artiodactyla; Delphinidae. Gene Ontology annotation, biological process: negative regulation of transcription by RNA polymerase II. The record is from RefSeq and is a predicted model, not a curated record. Gene Ontology annotation, molecular function: DNA-binding transcription repressor activity, RNA polymerase II-specific.
CUCGGCAGGCAGUGGUGCUGGUGCGCUACUCCGCGCAGCCCGAGGUUAAUCUUCCCCAUCGCUCUCACCUGCCCAGGUCGCGGGGCCGCGAGACCGCGGGAAGGACUUCCGGCAGAGUCCGGAGCGGGGCGGAGAUGGAGUCAGUGGUCUUUGAGGAUGUAGCUGUGGACUUCACCCCAGAGGAGUGGGCUUUGUUGGAUCCGGCUCAGAGGAACCUCUACAGAGAUGUGAUGCUGGAGACCUUCAGGAACCUGGCCUCAGUGGGAGAAAACUGGAAAUGCCAUAGCAUUGAAGAUCAGCACAAGAACCAGGGAACACAUUUGAGAUGGCGUGUGGUGGAGAUACCCUCAGAAAAUAAUGAAAGUAAUCAAUGUGGAGAAACCAACCAGAUUUCCAAUCUUAUUGUACAUAAGAGACUUUCUACUGGAGUAAAAUCCUAUGAAUACAAUAAGUUUGAAAAACCCAUCAUGGAUUCUUCAACCCUCAAGAGUCCCAUAGCAUCAUCUCAACAUGGACAAAAACCCUAUCAGUGUAAGGAAUGUGGGAGAACUUUUAUUUCUUACUCAUCCUUUGGGGCACACAUAAGAGCUCACACUGAAGAGAAACCCUACGCAUGUAAAGAAUGUGGAAAAGCCUUUAUAUAUUUCUCCAAACUUAGAGUCCAUAUAAGAACUCACACUGGAGAGAAGCCUUAUGAAUGUGAAAAAUGUGGGAAAACCUUCAGAUCUCCCUCAAACCUUUGGACACAUAGAGAAACUCAUACUGUUGAGAAACCCUAUGCUUGUAAAGAAUGUGAGAAAUCCUUCUCUUCUCCCUCUUCUCUUAGAAAACAUGUGAAGGUUCACAGUGCAGAAAAAGCCUAUGAAUGUAAGGAAUGUGGAAAAGCCUUCCUUCAUUCUUUUUACCUGAUCAUACAUGCAAGGAUGCACACUGGAGAGAAAGCCUAUAGAUGUGUGGAAUGUGGGAAAGCCUACAGCUGGCCCUCAGACCUUAGGAUUCACAUGAGGACACACUCUGGAGAAAAGCCUUAUGAAUGUAAACAGUGUGGAAAAUCUUUCAGUUCUCCUUCAUCCUUUAAGGGACAUUUGCGAACUCACACUGGAGAGAAACCUUACGCGUGUAACAAAUGUGGAAAAGCCUUCAGUAGUCCUUCAUACUUUAGAACACAUGUGCGAAUUCACACUGGAGUAAAACCCUAUGUGUGUAAGCAAUGUGGGAAAGCUUUCAGUUGGUCAUCAUCUUUUCGAGGACAUUUGAGAACUCACAGUAGAGAGAAACCGUAUGAAUGUAAGGAAUGUGGUAAAGCCUUCAGUAGGCUUUCAUCCUUACAAAGACGUGAGAAUUCACACUGGGGAGAAACUCUGAAUGUCAGCAGUGUGGGAAAGCCUUCUAUACUCCCCUAUCCUUAAAGAAAGCACAUGGAAACUCAGGAAGGAAGGAAACGCCAUGCCAGUUCCAAUGAUGGAAGGCCUGCAUGCAGUUUACAUGUAUUGUGCACCACAAACUGCAUAGCAUUGGAAAAUAUUUACAAAGGUCUUGGAUAUACUGUUGGCUUUAUUAGUGCCUUAUUCUUAAAGUAGAUCCCUAUCACAUUAUUUCCAGUUCUUUAUGAGGAUAACAGCUAGGAGAUAAUAAUUCUUUAAGUAUUACUUUGCCAGGGCUGCCCUAACAGAUUGCCACAAAGUUGGUGGCUUAAAGAAACAAAUGUAUCCUCUUUCAGUUCUGGGUACUAGAAAUUGGAAAUCAGGCGUUAUUAGGGUUGGUUCCUCAUGAGGGUUCUGAAGAAGAAUCAGAUCCACGUGCUCUACAAACUUCCAGUGGCUACAGCAAUCCCUGGUGUUCUUGGCUUGUGGACGCCAUCAUUUAUUUAUUUAUUUAUUUUUUUGGCCACACUGUGAGACAUGCAGGAUCUUAGUUCCCUGACCAGGCAUUGAAACUGCGCCCCCUGCAGUGGAAGCACAGAGUCCCAACCACUGGACUGCCAGGAGGUCCCAGUAGGCACAAGCAUGCAUCAUUCCAAUUUCUGUCUUAAUUUUUUUUAAUUAAUUUAAUUUUGGCUGCAUUGGAUCUUCAUUGCUGCGCACAGGCCUUCCCUAGUUGUGGCGAGCAGGGGCCACUCCUCGUUGAGGCGCACAGGCUUCUCACUGUGGUGGCCUCUCUUGUUGUGGAGCACGGGCUCUAAGUGCACGGGCUUCAGUAGUUGUAGCGCACGGGCUUAGCUGCUCUGCGGCAUGUGGGAUCUUCCCAGACCAGGGCUCGAACCCAUGUCCCCUGCAUUGGCAGGCGGAUUCUUAACCACUGUGCCACCAGGGAAGUCCCUGACUGGGAAUUUUAAUAUUUCUUGUUUAGAAGGCAAAAAAGAGGGCUUCCCUGGUGGCGUAGGGAAGAGAGGCCACAACAAGAGAGGCCGUGAUAGUGAGAGGCCCGCGAACCGCGAUGAAGAGUGGGCCCCGCUCGCCGCAACUGGAGAAAGCCUGCACGCAGCAACGAAGACCCAACACAGCCAAUAAAUUAAUAAAUUAAUUUAAAAUAAAAGAAGGCAAAACGAAGGGACUGGGGCUAAAAUUAACUUGUAAGGAAACAAGUCAGUUUUGUUAGCUAGACUAGGAGAAAAUUUCAUCAUUUUUGUGAUUUGCAUAAUUCUUUUGAUCCUGUGUGACGACAUGAUCACGGAGUGCUCUUGCUUGUGCCUUACUCUAUAACAUAACACCCAGUGGCCUUGUCUGAUGACAGUGUUGUUUAAAAUGGUUUCUGUUUAAGGGACCUGCCUGGUGGUCCAGUGGUUAAGAUUCUGCACUUCCACUGCAGGAGGCGCAGUUUCGAUCCCUGGUCAGGGAACUAGGAUCCUGUUUGCCACCACGUGGCAUGGCCAAGAAAUUAAAAAAAAAAAAAAAAGGUUUCUGUUCAGCAGAACACCACAGCCUAGGAGUGAAGACCAGGCCAGGUAGAUCCCCGUCUCAAGGGCUGAUUCUUUUUUCUCACUAUGUGAACAUUUUAGUAUGUUUACUAUAUAUCUGCCACUGUUUUGUUUCCCAUAAAUUAGUUCAGUUAAUGUAAGUUGAGGUAAUCCUCCAAAACUAUAAUGUAGAUACUCUAAUCUCCUUUUGUGAGUUAACUGGGGCCUACAGAUUACAAAGCUAGCAAGUGGUAAAGACAGGAUCAGGAUUCAAAACAAAACCUUCUAGCCCUGAGACCAUGCUCUUCACUGCAUGUUAGUCUUUGAACCUCCUUAAUACACCAGCCAUUCUAAGCUCAAAACAAAAUUAGGCCCAAUCAUGGCACACAUGGUAGACUCUCAAUGCAGAAGCAGGAAACAAGUGCUUGCAGUUCUGAUUUGGCAUCAAAGAUGGAAAUAUGUGUCUUGGAGGAAAAUAAUCCAUGAUAAGAGAGAUAAUAGGGAAAGCAGGAGGGUGUAGUCUGUAUUUUUUUUUCCUCUGAAAGGCAGGGGGGCAUCAGUGAGUGAGGAUGUGUUCAUUAACUUAUAAUUUCAUCAUCUAGUGUCUUAAGUAAAUACUACUAAAGGAAAUGCUCAAGGGAAGUAGAAUAAUGAGUCUCCAUAAAAAUAAAAUCCUUGUGGUUGCCAAGGGGGAGGGGGUGGGGAAGGGAAGGAUGGGGAGUUUGGGAUUAGCAGGUGCAAACUAUUAUAUAUAGGAUGGAUAAACAAGGUCCUACUGUAUAGCACAGAGAAUUAUAUUCAAUAUCCUGUGAUAAACCACAAUAGAAAAUAAUAUGAAAAAGAAUAUAUAUAUAUAUGACUGAAUCACUUUGCUGUACAGCAGUAAUACAAUAUUGUAAAUCAAGUAUACUUCAAUAAAAUUUGAAA